AUGGACGCGAUUCAAGAUCAGCAUCAACAGCUUCAAGAUACUGUACCUUUUGAUGAUGGUGAUACAGUUGUGCUUGAUAGUCCCUUGGCAGAAACCCAGGUGGAGAAACUUGAUUUUGAUUUUCAAGUGCUUGAUGAUUCUAUCGAGAUUGCGAAACAUGAGCUAGUAAGCGAGGUAGUCCUUGACAGUGAGGAUGAAGAAAUCCAUGGAGAACAAUUAGACAAUAUUGCUGAUGGGGUAUCUGCUGUUGAAAUUGGUUCAAGAAUUAAAGCAAAUGGAGCAGCAGGCUUACAAAUGAGGCAGCACAGUCCACGUUUUCAGCGGGUCAAGGAUUUUGCAGAAGAUUUUGUUUCUGAUGGCUCUACUGGUCAAGACAACAGUGCAGAGGCUUUAACUAAUGGUGAAGACACUGAUGGGAAAAUUGAUUGUCCUCGAUUGCUUACAUGCGAUCAAGAGUUUGCAAGUCUAAAUUAUGUUGGCUCUGAGGAACCUGGAGAGUCAUCCCAAGCCAGUGCACUUGACUUUGUGGAUCACUUCCUAUCAUGUAAUGAUGGGAACGUUUCUCCUAGGACCGAGCUCAGAAACACUGUCAGGAAGAAAUUUUCUCCUGUUCUGAGUGCAAGCGGCUGUCAACUUUUGGCCAAACGUAUCAAAACCAGAACCCCAAUCGGUAAAACUAAGACCUUUGAAUGGGUUGAUAAUGAUCAGCAUGGAGGGGUUGAUUUCUUCAGCAAGAGGAUGAAUGAGUCUUUUGAUUCUGGAGGCUGCCAGCAGAGAUAUGUGACAAGGCAUCAGAAGGCAGAGUGUAUUGACGGUAAAGGAGGUUCCAGCUCAGAUAAUGACAAUGAAGAGAAGUCUGAAGAUCUUCAUAAGAAAGUAACAAGUUCACCUUACACAGGUUCCAGGGUUACAGUCCACAGCGUGAAAAAGGCAUACAGGAAAGGACAGGAAUCUGAAUUUAUUUCCAAAAAUGACUCUGUCAAUAAGCCAAGGGAUCAAUUUUGUGCCAUUGCGUCAGGGCACGGGUUGGACAUUUGUAGUAAUGAAAAAAAUACAUCAGACACGUUUGAUGUUGGUUUUAACACCCAAAUAGCAGCCGAAGCCAUGGAAGCUUUGUUUUAUGGUCCCCCAGCUGAUAGCAGUGCUGGUGAGGCUUUUCAAGAUCCUAACGACUCUCUUGUUGAUCCUUCAAAAGGUGUAACAAAUAGUAAACUUCAUUUAAAUGAACCUUUCAAUGAAAAAAGUGCUCUCUGCAAUCUAGAGGACAUUACAAGAGUGCCAAAGCAAGGAAAGCUUUAUGCUAGAAAAGGAGCAUCUUCAUCUUGGAAACAGUCUAGUCGUCAGGAGUUACCCAAGGACUUGGCAGAAACAACAAAAAGGAAAAGAAGCAAACCCUUGGUUGGAGAGUUAACUGAUAGGACUUCUAUUAUCUGUGCAAAAAACGAAAGUUCAGCCACAACAUCUCGAAAGACUAUUGACCAAAGAAAGGAAGAGGAAACUGUGAAGAGAAACAAAAUUAAGGAAUGUGACAAUUAUGGAAGUUUGUCAACAUCAGUUUCACUUGGCAAACAACAGAUACUACAGGAGCCUGUUGCCCCCCAAGAUCCGCAUCCGAAAGUAGGAGCCAAACUCAAAAGCGCUAAUGGUGGGUCAGAUAAUCCACGGGAAAGGACAGAUGAUUGCAUUGAGGGUAGUAUAAUUACAUACAGAAGAAAGAGGAGUAUUUUGGCUGUGAAGCCAUCCAAAGUCUUGAGCGCUGCAGGAAGACGCCCCAAAUUUUGUUUCAACACAUCUGGAGGAGGUAGAAUCAACGAACCGAGCCAACAAAAGCUAGCUAGCAUGGAGGUAUCUGCCUCACAAAGUACGUUAAAGUUGAAUGCGUGGAGCCAUCCCAAAGGGAAAAGAACACGACGUAGACUGCCAAGUCAUUUAAAUAGAUCUAGUAGCCAAUGUACCCCAUUCACAAUAGUUGAUGGCAAAGACCACCACAGAAAACCACUAAACAUAAACCUUCCCAAAUCGUCUCUUACGAAAGAGCUUAUUAGAUUAGGCACUCCCAAGUCAAUGCCUGAUUCCAGAUGGAAAGAUUUGAGAAAACGGAGAUAUGGCAUAUGUAGGACAGUAAGAGUUCUCUUUAGCCAACAUUUGGAUGAUGACAUCAUCAACCAGCAGAAAAAGAUCCUGGUAAGGCUUGGCAUUUCCAUGGCGUCAUCUUUAAUGGAAGCUACUCACUUUGUAGUGGACAGAUUUGUGCGUACAAGGAAUAUGCUGGAAGCUAUUGCUCUUGGUAAAUCAGUGGUGACUCAUUUAUGGCUUGAGAGCUGUGGGCAAGCAAGCUUUCUUAUUGAUGACAAAAACUAUAUCUUAAGAGAUGCCAAGAAGGAAAAGGAGAUUGGCUUUAGCCUGCCUGUUUCAUUGGCUCGUGCAAACCAGCAACCACUUCUAAAGGGUCAAAGAGUCUUCGUAACACCAAAUAUAAAACCUGAUAAAGAAAUGAUUACUAGCUUGGUCAAGGUUCUUCAUGGCCAGAUCAUGGAGAAAAGUCAGAUAUUUGCUUUAAUUCCAGAUGAUCUAUUGAUUCUUUCGUGUGAAGAAGAUCAUGCAAUUUGUGUGCCACUACUUGAUAAAGGAGCAGAAGUUUACAGCUCAGAGCUUCUAUUGAAUGGGAUUGUUAUCCAGAAAUUAGAAUAUGAGAGGCAUCGACUCUUUGUGAAUCAAGUUGAGAGAAAUCGCGUGAGCAAAAGGUGUCGAGUGAGCAAAAGCAUCUCUAACAAGGCUUCCGAAGUUCUUACAGAAUUGUACCCUUUGCCUUAUAGUAAUGUGCUCAUACUAGCAAACUGUUCUUCUGUAGUUAAAGUGGGAGAGGAGAAGCAGAAGUGGGCAGCAUCAUCUUCUCAAAUAGUAUCUCACUUCGCUACUAGUGGACUCUCCGUUGCUGUUGCCACCGCCAUCACGCAUCCCUUAGAUGUGCUCAAGGUUCGACUACAAAUGCAACUUGUUGGUCAGAAAGGUCCCUUGACUGGAAUGGGACAAGUGGCUGUUCGAGUAUUGAAAAAGGAAGGACCAGAGGCUUUGUAUCUGGGAUUGAUGCCUGCAUUGAUUAGGUCAGUUCUUUAUGGAGGUCUACGUUUAGGCCUGUAUGAACCCUCGAAGUAUGCCUGUAAUUUGGCUUUUGGGUCCACCAAUAUCUUACUUAAGAUUGCAUCAGGAGCAUUUGCUGGUGCACUUGCAACUGCACUAACUAAUCCAGUUGAAGUUCUGAAGGUUCGGUUGCAGAUGAAUGCGAAUCGGAGACAAGGAGGACAAAUGGCAGAAAUGCGUAGAAUUGUUUCUGAAGAGGGAGUAAUAGCUCUUUGGAAGGGGGUUGGCCCUGCAAUGGCUAGAGCUGGUGCUUUGACUGCAUCACAACUGGCAACAUAUGAUGAAACCAAGCAGGUUCUGAUUAGGUGGACACCUUUGGAAGAAGGAUUUCAUUUACAUCUACUCCCAAGUACAGUUGCUGGAACAGUGAGUACUCUUGUAACUGCACCUAUGGACAUGGUUAAAACCCGGCUCAUGCUGCAACGAGAAUCUAAAACAGUUGGAAACUAUAAAAAUGGAUUUCAUUGUGCAUAUCAGGUUAUUCUUACUGAAGGCCCUAGGGCGCUUUACAAGGGGGGCUUUGCAAUUUUUGCAAGAUUGGGUCCGCAAACCACAAUUACAUUCAUACUAUGCGAGGAGCUGCGCAAGCUUGCCGGAUUGGAUGCCAUCUAG
Dovyalis caffra is the source of this 3753-nucleotide messenger RNA. Lineage: Eukaryota; Viridiplantae; Streptophyta; Magnoliopsida; Malpighiales; Salicaceae. The record is from the annotation of a GenBank genome assembly.